AUGUCCACUGCCCGGCGUAGCAAAGCCAUGCCGACUGAUGGCCCGACAGUCAAGUUCUUAUAUACCAUCAUCAAACAGCUCGAUCUCAAAUCAAUUGACUGGGGACUCGUUGCAAAUCAACUCGAAAUUUCCAACGGUCAUGCAGCCCGAAUGCGUUACUCUCGCUUCAGACAGCAGAUGGAAGGCAUCACAUCAACGCCCCGCGCGGCUCGUACCAAGAAAAGCCCGAAUAGGUCUAAAUUAAGCCCUUGCAAGGCAGACUUGCUGAAAGAAGCCGAUUCUUCUGAUAUGAAACCGGUUCUCAAACAAGAACCUCGGGCGUCUUCAAGCGAGCCAACUCCUUACAUCAAGACCGAUCCACAUGGCCAAGGAUUUCCUGCUUUGACCGAUAUUCCCGGCGUCACAUAUCAUAUAAUAUCGGGUUCACCUGCCCAGACAAUCACCCCUCCUUACUCCCAAAUGACAGUGUCUCCCACAGAAUUGACAACGUACAGUGCGACACCGAGCUUCUUGAGCCCUACACUUGGUUUCGAGCACCAACCGAGUCCAGCUUAUUCCUGGCCUCCUAUAAAGUUAGAGGCGGAUGAGGAUCAUAUGUUGAGUGACGUUUUUGUCAAAGUGGAAGAACCACAAGUGGAAGUGGUGAAUGCAAGCUGCAGCGAGGUGGAAUUCUGUGGAAUAUUUGAGCCUGGACUGAAGAUUGUUGAAGAGCCUAAGGAUUGA
Molecule: messenger RNA, 723 nt
Organism: Aspergillus pseudotamarii
Lineage: Eukaryota; Fungi; Ascomycota; Eurotiomycetes; Eurotiales; Aspergillaceae
Exons: 2
Coding region: 1-723 (240 amino acids)
Source: RefSeq, a predicted model, not a curated record